AUGGUGGCUGAUUCGUCCUCGUCUCCGUCCAUUCCAUUCUGGGGGUCCUCCAUGGCAACCGCAAUGAAAUCUUCAAUUCAAAAUUCUAGCAGUACUGGCGGUGGUGCUUCAACCGAUCGUGUUUUGGGAGCAGCAGCUUCCUUGGGUCUUUGCCUUGCCAUUUUGCGAGUCGUGGGAUUCUCGUAUACUGCUUCCAGACAUUUGGAAAAUGGAGAAUCCAAAGACAAGCCUAGCAGUCCAAGCAAGAGCUCAAGUGCGACGAUUAGUCACUUUCUCCUCAGUUAUGUGAGACACUUUCUCAAGAAGAUGUUACUCGAAGAUGAUGUCGAUUCGUUUGAUGACAAUUUUGAUGAUAAUCUGCACCCAAACCGAUCUUCCUCAAUCACACAUGCCGGAAGUUGUCACUGCGGUUGCGUGGUAUUUGAGGUCGUUGCUCCUCGUCGUCUACAAGCACGAGAUGGUGUUGGAAAGAUUCAAUACCGUCACACCAAGGCAAAGACUUCUGAUUUCCAAGUCUUCAAAGGUCAAAAGUAUCUCAAAACGUAUUACAUACGGUCAGAUAGCUCUUAUGAUCGUGAUCGAGGAGCGCACGCCUUCUGCCAGCAAUGUGGAGUUCACAUUCUUUACGCACCAUGGAAGAAUUCACCUCACAUUUUCAUCAAUGUCAACUGUCUCGGUCAAGGUGUUCGCAAGGUGAAAUCAAGGGAAGAAAUUGACUCCAUUAUCGAUGCUGUUCCGGCGGACAUGGAUAACCAGUCCACAGUAUCCACAGUCUCGGGAGAUUCAAGGUGGAAUCUGUUUUUGCAACAUCACGAUUCCAGUAAUUCUACCCUACAUGAUGAUGUGUCCAUCUCGGACUAUUCUUAUACUCGCAAACCCCACCAAGUUUCGAUUUCUCAAAGUCUUACCGCUCAAACCGAAAUGUCUAGUGCAUCUUCGAUGACGCGGAUAGGAAGCGACGAUUCGACAGUACGGUCCUACAAGUCCGCCAAGACCACUGGCUCCAUCUCCCUCCAGCCAUUGCACGUACCUAUCAGUACCCAACAUGUCAGUCCAGCCGAACAGAACCUGUCACCGGCAAUGAGAGAUCAAAUGAAAAAGUACAUGAGUAGGCAUCUGGGUGGUGAGAAGAAGACUGGUGGGGACCGAGCUAAGACUAUUCAAACCAUGAAGAAGCAAACGAUUCAUUCCGUUUCAAGGGCCGCAGUCGGAGAACACAACAAGUAUAUUUAG
This is a messenger RNA of Cylindrotheca closterium, 1233 nucleotides long. Lineage: Eukaryota; Bacillariophyta; Bacillariophyceae; Bacillariales; Bacillariaceae. The record is from the annotation of a GenBank genome assembly.